AUGCGCGCCGACGCCGACGCCGACGCCGACGCCGGCGCCGCGUCGCCGUCGUCGUCGACGCCGACCGGCGCGAGCGCGCUGCACGAGCGCCACAUCGGAUCGACGCGAACGCUCGCGGCGAAGCGCUACGCCGGCAUCGUCCCCGGCGGCGUCGCCACGCGCAUCGGACGCGAGCGCGAGAGCGCGCGAGACCGCGCGCUGAACUCUCGCGCCGAGGCGCUGCGAAAAGCGCUGCGAAAUCGGACGGAGACGGCGACCGAGGGCGGGGACGCGCGCGCGACGGCGCGGUUGUACGAAUACGCGAGCGUGCUGCAGGAACAAGCCGAACGAUGCGAGAACCGAGGCGACGACGGCGCGCUGCGCGAGGAAUUAACGCUCCGGGCGUGCGAAGCGUACGGUAGGGCGGCGGAGAUGGACGGAGAGCGACACGGGGUGCUGUAUAACUGGGGCAUCGCGUUGGGCGACCGCGCGGAGCGAGCGACGACGCGAGGCGACGGAGACGCGGCGAGGAAACUGUGGGACGAGGCGAUAGAUAAGUACGAAAGAGCGUCGAGAACGACGGCGAGCGGGACGGUGUCGACGCAGCAGGCGACGCAAGGGUUGAAUAAUCUCGGUUUGGCGUAUCAGAGUCGCGCGGCGUGCGUGGAUUUCGAACGCGCGGCGAAGAGUUUGGAGGCGACGCAGAGGGCUCGAGAGGAGCGCGUGCGGUCGCUCAGCGCGGGUGUGCGCAAGUUUCGACGCGCGCUCAGACUCGAUCCGAGUUUCGAUCGCGCGGCGUAUAAUUUAGGCACCGCCGUGUACGCGCUGAGCGUCGAGUACGCGUCGAUGGCGCGCUUGUACCCGCAAGACGCGUCGCUCGCACCGUUGUCCAAGGACUACGCCGUCGCCGCCGCCAUUUACGUCGGCUUAGCGCUCGCCAACGAGCCGCACAACGACGUCUACGCCACCUCCCACGGCAUCGUCAAGCACUUCGUCCCGUCGCCGCGCGUCUUCGACGAGCGCUUCCUCUUCGCCUCCGACGACGCCCCUCCCGACGACGUCCUCGACGUCCGUCUCGUCCUCGACGCCCACUCCCUCCGCGCGUAUUCCGACGCCGAUCCCUCCGUCCCCGUCCUGGACGUCCCCCUCGCCGCGAUCGCGUCCUUCGAGCCCGUCGAGGACGCGUCGCUCGCGUCGGGCGUCGCCCGCGCCCUCCUCGGCGUCGUCGAUCCCGACGUCCCCCAGCGCCUCUUCGCGUGUCCCAAUCCCCGCGUUCGCGACAGGGUCAUCGACGCCGUCGUUCUCGCGCGAGAUUUAGCGCGCCGCCGACGCGAGGCCGACGUUCGCGCCGCCUUCGCGUCGUGA
This is a messenger RNA of Ostreococcus lucimarinus CCE9901, 1344 nucleotides long. RefSeq lists its product with no specific name. Gene Ontology annotation, molecular function: protein binding. The transcript has a single exon. Bases 1 to 1344 code for a protein of 447 amino acids. The record is from RefSeq and is a predicted model, not a curated record. Lineage: Eukaryota; Viridiplantae; Chlorophyta; Mamiellophyceae; Mamiellales; Bathycoccaceae.